AUGGACAGUGAUUACAGUGAUGAAGGCUAUGCGGGGUCAUCGGAAGAGCAGGAUGCGUCUCUGAUGGACAGCGACGACGACUAUGCGUUCGACAACGCAGCCGCGCCAUUCUCUUCCAAGAGCAAGGCGCAGUAUGCUAUCUUGAAGCGCGACGAUAUUGUACAGCGGCAGAAAAAGGCCAUCUCUGAGGUGACCUCCAUCCUGGGGCUCAACGAGGAUGAGGCGACGCGCGUGCUGCGCAAGUUUAAAUGGGACGUCAACCGUGUCAAUGAGGAGUGGUUCAGUGACGUGGAGGCGGUGCGCAAGGCGGUGGGCAUCCUGGAGGAGCCUGCGCCAGAGGGCCCCGGGGAGAGCAGCAAGGUGGGGGCCUCGGGAUGGUGUGGCCCUGAGCCGGUCGGGAAGGAGCAGUUGUGCUGCCACCAUAUCGAGGAGUACAGCUCUUGA
Messenger RNA from Monoraphidium neglectum, 444 nucleotides. Its product is annotated as putative E3 ubiquitin-protein ligase ARI7. The record is from RefSeq and is a predicted model, not a curated record. The transcript is spliced from 4 exons. NCBI's taxonomy places the organism in Eukaryota, Viridiplantae, Chlorophyta, Chlorophyceae, Sphaeropleales, Selenastraceae. The coding region runs from base 1 to 444 and encodes 147 amino acids.